This is a messenger RNA of Aureococcus anophagefferens, 505 nucleotides long. RefSeq lists its product as hypothetical. The annotation marks the transcript as partial. The transcript has 2 exons. NCBI's taxonomy places the organism in Eukaryota, Pelagophyceae, Pelagomonadales, Pelagomonadaceae. The record is from RefSeq and is a predicted model, not a curated record.
GCGCCCCAGACGACCAUGGAUGUCGACCCGGGCCAGCUCACUGACGUGUCGCGCGUCGACGGCGUCCGCGUACUUCGACGCGACGGUCGACUCUUCCUCCACGAGAAGGACCUCUUCGGCGCGAUCAAGCUGCGCUACCUGCCGGCGACGCACACGGGCGACGACUUCGAGCGCGCCUACCGGUGCCCGUUCGACUCGAGCUACAUCACGGAGAAGGCGGCCUUCAACGCGCUCUCCUCCUGGAGCGAGCCCAUCUACAUGGCGACCUUCGUGGGCUUCUUGAAGAGCGGCGGCGCGAACCAGCAGACGGACUUCGCGAGCGGUGACCUCGUGGGCCUCCAGGCGGACGUCGCGCGGAUCUUCGGCGACCAGAUGGCGCGCUUCGGCAAUUGCGGCGUGGGCUUCCACGAGCUGUCCAUCGAGGACCAGACGACACGUGCGGAGAUGGCCGUCGCAGCUUUGGAGAUCAUCGCCGGCGUCGAGACGGGGUCGCUCGUGUCGACCA